Messenger RNA from Trichogramma pretiosum, 2720 nucleotides. Its product is annotated as transmembrane protease serine 9-like. Bases 831 to 2720 code for a protein of 629 amino acids. The transcript has 9 exons. Gene Ontology annotation, biological process: proteolysis. NCBI's taxonomy places the organism in Eukaryota, Metazoa, Arthropoda, Insecta, Hymenoptera, Trichogrammatidae. Gene Ontology annotation, molecular function: serine-type endopeptidase activity. The record is from RefSeq and is a predicted model, not a curated record.
CGUUUUGCUGAACUCGAGUAGCAAUAUUUUAUCCUCUCACACAUCAGUUACAACGAUAAUUAUAAUUUUAAAUAGUCGAUAAUGCAAUGAGUGCAUCAAAUUUUUUGUCAUUAUAGCGUGAUGUGACAAGUGAUUCAUUCAAUUGGCAAUCGUCAAAAACCCUCUCUUCGAGGUCUGGGCUCGGGAGCGCAUUUUUGAGCCAGUGAAAAAUGGAGCGUCAUCGAUAAAGCUACUUGGUCGAUCGACACCGAGCACAUUCGCAGGGAAGGAACUCGAUUAAUGAGUUGCCGUUGAUCGUCAUCGUUUAUGGCCGAUUUUCCGUUAACUCACCGGUUCAAAGUACUUUUUUCGGAAAAAUUGGACAACUUCUAGCAAAAGAGGCCUAUUGAACCUUGUUUCCUAAAGUCACUUUAUGCUGUGCUACAAAUUAUUUCAAUAUUCGCGUCGAUCGAGUCCGAGAAUCGCCCAUAUACAAGCUCAAGUCGAAAUAUACGCCGUUAUUACGAAGUCAGCUUUCAAAUAUUAUUUGUGCUCGCGCGUACGCGAACGCAUUGUACGAGCUGCUUAAAUAUUGGAAAAUAGACUUGAUUAUACUUUGAAUUCUAUGGAUGCUCGGCAAAUACCAAGCCUUGAUGCUUUCAAAGAGGUCUAUAAAGAAUAAAAUAGCAGAGUGAUUAACUGACUUCUCUGGGUUUCAAGAGCAACGAGUUUGACGAUCGCGUUUAAAUCAAUAUUCAUAGAACGCGUGCCACUGAUUAUUUUUUUUAUAACGUUAUAGCUUGGAUAGUGCGCGUCAAACGUUGCACUUUAUUCACAGGAACAGUCGAGCUAUGACUCCGUUGUCGGUCGCUCCUAUCAAUUCUUACCGAAUGAAGUGCUUCAGGGAAAAAAUUCUCGUAGCUUUUGUUAUGCUCGCUUCGACAACGCACAGCUCAGCUCGUGCCGAAGACAGCUGGACAGCCGAAUCCUUGAUCGGUGGCAGGAAGGUUCAAGCCAACGAGAUUCCUUAUCACGUGUCGCUGCAAUCGAAUAAUACGCACAUCUGCGGAGGUAGUAUAAUCAGCGACCGGCACAUUCUCACGGCAGCUCACUGCGUCGUCAAUGAACAAGAUCAGCUGGAGACGGAACCCAUCCAAAUUGCGGCCGCAACCAAUAACCUAAACAUCCCCAAUGGCAUUCGAGUCGAUGUGCUAAGGAUCUAUGUGCCCUCGAUCUAUAACGACAGCCAAAACUGGAAGUCGACUCUUCCUCCUGGUGACAUCGCCGUUUUGAAGUUGAAUCAAAUAUUAGAUGUGAGAAACAAUGGUAAUUUAAUGAAACUACGCUUACCCCGGCCCAACAAACGUCGCAACAAGGAAAAAUUUCGUACUUACGUGGACGAGGGCGUCGUCAUAUCUGGUUUCGGCUGGAACAAUGUCCAAGUGAAGACCAGCUCAAACAACAUGAGCGAGUACGAGGUAGGUUCGUCCAACGACACACUCAAUCGAGCCGUGGCAAUCGUCAUGAGCAACGAGCGCUGCCAGAGGUACUACAAGCACAACGUCAGCGACGAUCAAGUCUGCGCCAAAAUCAUCGAGUUUUCCGACGACACGCCCCAAGGAGUCUGCCGAGGUGACAGCGGAAGUCCAUUGGUCUACAACGGCGACACGGUAAUCGGAGUGCUCAGUGGCAUUUCACUCGGCUGCGACGAGAAUAAGGAACCUGCCAUUUACACCAGAGUAUCGUCUUACCUCACUUUCAUCAGGAACGCAAUGAAAGACGUGACGCUGCAGAUGCGCACGGCUGAUUUGGCGCAAAAUUAUCAGUUUUUGUUCCUGGUCGGAUCAUCGGCACCAGACAAAAUGCAUCACUUAAAAAAUAUCAUCGGCCUUGUCGGCUUGAUUAUAUGCUAUGUUUCGGGGAGUAAUGCCUUGAAAGGAGAACUCAUCGUCGGGGGUUACGAAGCUAAACCUGGACAAUUCAAGUAUCAAGUCUCAUUGGAGUUUUUAAGUGGUCAAAGUUUCUGCAGCGGCGCUAUCAUCGGUGACUAUCAUGUCAUAACUGCUGGCCACUGCGUUCUCGAAGCAGACGAUUCUUUCGACAGGUCACGCAUGAGAGUAUCCACGGGUUUAACUAGUUUGUACUCGAGAAAAGACUCGAUUGUCUCUAUGGUAGAGAAGGUCUACGUACUAAAAGCUUUCACGCGUCGCAAUCCUAUUGGAGACGUUGCUAUUUUGAAGUUAAAAACUCCUCUUGGCCUCGAAGAGAACGCCAAUAUUGAAAAAUUAAAUCUGCCCACACCUGGUCGUUCAUUCGCUGGUCAAACAGCUACCGUAGCUGGAUUUGGUUUGAGCUGGAUGAAUGUUCGUAAGGAUUCCUUUGGAAAUAAAAAGGAAUACGGAGGAAGAUUAAAUGGAAAUCUUAGAUAUGCCAAUGCCGAUAUUUUGUCUCAAUCUGCUUGUCAAGAAUCUUACCCGGGCAAGCGAAUAAGUCCGAGGCAGAUUUGCGCUCGAUUGCAUCAGCACGAUGAAGAUAAACCCGAAGGCGUUUGCUCAGGUGACAGUGGUGCUCCUCUAGUUUACGGAGAUAACACGCUCAUUGGACUAGUAAGCAGCAGUCCGCUCGGAUGCAGAGAAGACAAUGCACCUGCUAUUUACACAAGGGUGUCCACCUUCCUUCCAUUCAUUAAGGCAGCUAUGGCAGAUAUUGAGACUGAUAGCAUUCGUACAAAAGUAUUUUAA